Ipomoea nil (Japanese morning glory) is the source of this 3028-nucleotide messenger RNA. RefSeq lists its product as uncharacterized. The transcript is spliced from 2 exons. Bases 443 to 2737 code for a protein of 764 amino acids. NCBI's taxonomy places the organism in Eukaryota, Viridiplantae, Streptophyta, Magnoliopsida, Solanales, Convolvulaceae. The record is from RefSeq and is a predicted model, not a curated record.
GUGCGUGUGUAUAUACUCUUAUAUGAUACCAAGGGAGAGAGAAGUAGAAAGAAGCAGAUCUCAAUCCUUCCUUUAGAUGCAGCGGCCUUUUUGGGUCUGGUGAUCAAUACAUACAAACAGAGAGAGAGAGAGAGAGAGAGAGAGAGAGAGAGAGAGAGCAGGGACCAGAGAAAGAAAGCAAGAAAUUGAGCCUCUGACUCUGAGCUGGGAUUACUCUAUCUUUAAUCCCCUGUCGUUUGUCUCUACUGCCAUUUAUAUUCCAUCCUCUCAUCUUUCAUUUGAUCCCAUACUCUCAUCCUCUUUAUCAUCAUCUUCUUCUUCUUCUUCCAAACUCUUACCAUUUUGUCUUCUCUGUCACCUUCCUCAGAUCCAUCCCUGCAAUCCUCCUUUUCCUCUUGUAUAAUCAUAAAGAUCGUUCUUUUUUUGGUUUGUUUGUUGAGAAAUGGGGACUGGUUGGAGAAGGGCUUUCUGCACUACUAUCCCACGAGAUAGAGAACCCAAAUUCGUUGAUAAACAUCUUUAUCAAGAUCAUGAACACACACAAUCGAGCCCUAGUCCCAGUCCAAGAAGCUGUGCAAAACUGGGUUUUUUGAAUAAUAACAGUAAAAGUGGUAGCAGCAGCGCUUCUACUACGCCUCGUCUGCGUUGCAGAACCGCCGCGGCUUCGAAUGAAAACAGUGAUAAUCUCGUCAGCCCAAGCCUCCAUUGCAAAACCACCACCCCGAAAUCUAAUUCUUCCAAGACUCCCAGAACUCGCCUUGCUUCUAACCCUGCGUCGCCCAGAUCCCCCUUUUCAAUCCUCAAGAACACCCUCCGUCUUUCCAGGAAUAGCUGCGGGGUUUGUAUGCAGAGUGUGAAGACUGGGCAGGGGAUGGCGAUUUACACGGCGGAAUGUUCCCACUCGUUCCAUUUCCCCUGCAUCGUUUCGCACUCCAGAAAACAGAGCUCUCUGGCCUGUCCGGUCUGCAAUCACGCCUGGAAAGAUGUCCCGCUGCUCUCCGUUCACAAGCUCCGGCAACAGGAAGAAACAACGAGUCUUGGGCAUAAACACGAACAGGUGGUGGACGAGAAGAAGGUUAUUGAAGAGACGGAAACCAAGCUCCGCCACCUGAACAUCAAGCAUGAAUCGUCGUUGCACGUGAAACAAUACGGGACGGAUUCGAAAAUGUAUAAUGAUGAUGAGCCGUUGCUGUCGCCGACGGCCGGCGCCGGGAAGUUCAGGGCGAUUCCGGAGGUGAAUGAAAUGGAGGCGGACUGCGAGGAAGAAGAGGUGGAAGAGUUUCAAGGGUUUUUUGUGAAUCCGAUUUCGAGCGAUAAAGCUUUUGCGAAUCAUAAGGAGAGUAGGAACGUGGAGGUGAGCUUGCUGCCGGAAGCCGCUAUAGUGUCUAUGGGGAGAACGCACGAGACGUACGCCGUCGUUUUGAAGGUGAAAGCGCCGCCUCCGCCGCCGCUGGGCCAUAGUAGUAGCAGUUCCGGUCAUUUCUCGGACCCGGCGCGGCGGGCGCCGAUAGAUUUGGUGACUGUGCUUGACGUCAGCGGGAGCAUGAGCGGCGCGAAGCUGCAGAUGUUGAAACGAGCCAUGCGUUUGGUCAUUUCCUCUCUCGGAUCGGCUGAUCGGCUCUCCAUCGUGGCUUUCUCCGCCGCGCCGAAGAGAUUGUUGCCUUUGAGGAGAAUGACGGCUCAGGGACAGAAAUCGGCGCGGCGGAUCAUCGACCGGCUCGCGUGCAGCCAGGGAACUUGCGUGGGCGAGGCUUUGAGGAAAGCCGCUAAGGUUCUUGAGGACCGGCGCGAGAGAAACCCGGUUGGAAGCAUCAUGCUGUUAUCGGACGGUCAAGAUGAUAGAGUUCAACCCAACAGCGAUCCUAACGGAAGGCGAGAAACCAGCCACGAGUCAUCCACCCGGUUCUCCCAUAUAGAAAUUCCGGUUCACUCAUCCGGGUUCGGAAAAAAGGCCGGCUACAGCCACGCGCCGAAUGAGGACGCGUUCUCAAAAUGCGUAGGUGGAUUAUUAAGCGUGGUGGUACAAGAUCUGAGAAUUCAGCUCGAUUUUGCUUCCGGCUCCGAUCCGGCUGAGGUGGCAGCCGUGUAUUCCUACAACGGGCGGCCGGCUGUUCUCAACCCCAGCUCAAUCCGGCUGGGCGAUCUAUACGCCGAGGAGGAAAGGGAAUUACUCGUGGAAGUUAGGGUUCCGUCAAUGGCCGUUGGGUCCCACCACGUGUUGUCGUUUAGAUGCUGUUACAAAGACCCCGCCACGCAGGAGUUAGUCAAUGGGAGAGAGCAUGCACUGUUGGUGCCAAGGCCACAAGCCGUUCGAUCAUCUUCACCCAGGAUCGAAAGGCUGAGAAAUCUUUUCAUUACCACCCGAGCAAUCGCGGAGUCCCGGCGAUUAAUUGAGCAUAACGAGUUGACUAGCGCCAUGCAUCUGUUGUCAUCGGCGCGGGCUCUGCUCAUCCAAUCCGGCUCGUGUUACGUGGACGAGUACGUGAGAGGAUUGGAAGCGGAGUUAACGGAAGUGCAAUUAAGGAAGCAAUAUCAACAGCAGAUGGAGCAGCAGAAGGUAAUCCAACGGCAGAGAUCGUUCGAGAGAGAAACGGGCGUCUUCUUGGAUGAAAACGGGGAGCCACUCACGCCAACCUCGGCUUGGAGAGCGGCUGAGAAACUGGCUAAGGUAGCCAUGAUGAAGAAGUCGAUGAGUAGAGUCAGCGACUUACACGGAUUUGAAAAUGCUAGAUUUUAAUUUUAAUAUUUAAAUUAGAAUUUUACUGUAUUUUAUAUUUGCCAAAAGAAAAAGGGAGAGUAAUGUUCCAUGGGCCACUUCAUCUAAUGGCGACAGUUCUUAAGGCGGCCAGCCCUUUUCUGCAGUGUGGCCCAAUGGGCCAGGCCCACACAUCAUUGACUGAUUGCAGGUCCAUAUCUUUGCCUUAGCUCCCAAGAGAGAGAGAGAGAGAGAGAGAGAGAUUUGCUUUUGUAUGGAACAACCUUAUAAAAUGAAUUGAAUGAAAAUUAUGUAAAUUCAAUUCUCCUGAAA